This is a messenger RNA of Cryptomeria japonica (Japanese cedar), 1347 nucleotides long. RefSeq names its product protein PALE CRESS, chloroplastic. Gene Ontology annotation, cellular component: proplastid; etioplast; amyloplast. Bases 237 to 1139 code for a protein of 300 amino acids. The record is from RefSeq and is a predicted model, not a curated record. Gene Ontology annotation, biological process: cellular response to light stimulus; leaf morphogenesis; chloroplast organization. The transcript is spliced from 7 exons. Lineage: Eukaryota; Viridiplantae; Streptophyta; Pinopsida; Cupressales; Cupressaceae.
CUUAAGAUCACCAACUUAAAUUUAAGAACUUCCAUUUUUUUUCUUCAAAGCCUCCUCCAGGGAGUUCAGCCUUUAUCUCCUUUCCAGUAAGAUAAAUGAUUUGGUUGCACCAGGGGAAAGGGUGUUUGCGGCGAGGGUAAUAAAAAAGCUGGUUAUUGAUGAUUUGUCUAUAGAUUCAUAAACAUAGCAUCAUCUCCAAGGAGCUGCUGUUGUUGAAAGUCAUCUUGUUGUGCGAUAUGAGUUGUGGCAGAGUGGUUGGGUUUACCUUAGUAUGUUCUAGUCCUGCACCUACUCUCAGCUUCACAGGUGUGAGGAGGGUAUGGGGUAAAAUGCACAAGCUUGGAGGUAGAGUUAGAGCCAGAGUUGUGGAUGACGCUUUACCCCAGCGCUACUACGAUGACGAGUGGCAGGCAAAGCAACGUAAAAAAACAAAGGAAUUACAGAGGAGGAGGAAACAAGAGGAAGCUGAGGAGGAGAAAAAAGUGGAAGAGAUGCGAGAAAUUGCUUCUCGUUUUAGUGGUUACCCAGAAAAAGAAAUCAGGAGGGCCAAACACCUGGUUUCAAAUUUCAUAAAGUCAGGUGAAGAUGUUGAAGAGAUGAUAGUGGAAGCUGCUGACAAUGGAGAACUAACAGAUUUAGUUUUGUUUGUCAUAUGGAAUCGACUAGAUCUUGCUCAUCGAGAUGAUGAGAGAUAUGUCAUUCAAGCCCUUGAUCUUUUAUACAGGAGAGUUGAGGCAGAAUUAUUGAAAAGGCGUUCUAGUCCAGCAAUGCAGUUACUGAAUGAGCUCUUGAAUUUGAAUGAUGGUUCUAAUGAAGAUGAAUGGUUACAAGAAUGUCGAAUAUGUAUGCUGAAUACUUUCCCUUCUGAAGAUCCUUUUACCAUAUUUGCACCUGCAGGAAUGGACAUCUCAAAGGAUCCUAUCGACUUAUUACCAGAGCAAGAUGACACACUUCUCCGUAUUGAUUUCAUUAGAGAAACUGACGAGUUACUUGAGGAGCAAAAAUUGCAAACAAAAAGUGAUGCAGUGAUGGGUUUGGAUCCUGAAUCAAUUGCGAUUAGUUUGAAACUGCAAGAGAAGGAAAGGACUUUGCAGCAAGUAAAAGCGUUAAGAGAUUUGGCAAUAUCUCUAAAAUGGUAAAACUCAGGAGUAGACAUGUAAAGUAGUAGUAGCAUCUUCAGGUGCAAGGAUUACAAUGAUAAGAAUAUUUUUUUUAACUAUUUGAAUGUAAUCAGUUGUACCUGAGAACAAACAGGAUAGUGGAAUCAACUAAAUGACUUGUUUUAAUUUCACUUGAACUGCUUCCUGUUCUUAAAUUCAGCAUGCUGCAUCAGUUGUGUUACUUUUA